AUGGUAGAUAAAUGCGCCAAAUGCGGUACAGAGGUGACUGGCACCGUGGUGACUGCCAUGGACAAGAAGUGGCACAACGACUGCUUCGUCUGCACCGGUUGUAAAUGCAAAUUGGCCGGCAAGUCCUUCCAUAACAAGGAUGGCACACCCUACUGCAUUGACUGUCGAAGGGAGAAGUUUGAUCCCACCUGCACGAAGUGUCACAAAAAGAUUGAUCCGACCAUCAAGUAUUCAAUCUACCAGGAGAAACCCUACCACAUGGAUUGCUUCACCUGUGCUCAAUGCAAACAACCUCUUGAUGGCAAGAAAUUUAUCGUGAAGGGUGAUCAACACAUUUGUGCUGACCAUAAGCAGACUUAA
Echinococcus granulosus is the source of this 360-nucleotide messenger RNA. RefSeq names its product Four and a half LIM domains-containing protein. The coding region runs from base 1 to 360 and encodes 119 amino acids. The transcript is spliced from 2 exons. NCBI's taxonomy places the organism in Eukaryota, Metazoa, Platyhelminthes, Cestoda, Cyclophyllidea, Taeniidae. The record is from RefSeq and is a predicted model, not a curated record. Gene Ontology annotation, molecular function: transcription coregulator activity. Gene Ontology annotation, cellular component: Z disc; nucleus.